Messenger RNA from Anisakis simplex (herring worm), 513 nucleotides. Lineage: Eukaryota; Metazoa; Nematoda; Chromadorea; Rhabditida; Anisakidae. The record is from the annotation of a GenBank genome assembly.
AUGCAACCUUUCAUUUUGGUCAGAUUUGUUCAGUUAAGCGCUCAACUUGCAGCAUUGUAUUUGCUGAUAAUGAUCGGCGGUUUAUGCACAAAACUACCUUUCGAUCAGUUUAUCAAAGAAGCUAGUUUUGAGUGUAUUUCAUCGUUGAGAUCGGUUGGCGUUAACGUCAAGGGCUGGAAUAUGGAACCAGAAAGCGACCAAUAUUACGGUUUGAAUUCAGAAGCUCAGCUUGUUGUGGAACAACUCCGUGAGGCCGUUGAACCUGAUGUCAGCAGUAAUUUCACUGCUACCUCCAAACCUCGUAAUCAAUCAGGCGAUCCUGUCAUUGGUUUAUUGCUAUCCUCUCAAAACUCAACCAGCUCGGAUGCGAAUAUGACGACAGUUUCAAACGGUCAUGCGGAUUCAAAUACAAGCGAUUUCUUGUCAUUAAACGAUUCUCUGAAUAUAUUUGUUCAUGAAAAGGAUAAUGGUAGUGUUUCGGGCAUCUGUUUCAGUGAUUUUCCCGUACGUUAA